Molecule: messenger RNA, 201 nt
Organism: Clunio marinus
Lineage: Eukaryota; Metazoa; Arthropoda; Insecta; Diptera; Chironomidae
Source: the annotation of a GenBank genome assembly
AUGAAAAUUUAUGAAGAUAUCAGCUCACUUUUAUGGCCCUUAAGAAAAAUUGUGAAGAAAAGGGCGCUCAUAAAGGGUACGACGUUGUUCGCCUUUAGAGCUUUACUAGCUGCUUCUGAGGGUAUUAAAAACAUUCAAAAUGUUUUAGAAGAUUUCAAUUCAAAUUCACGUACAUGUAUGGAUGAUGAAGAAACUAAAUAA